Molecule: messenger RNA, 833 nt
Organism: Fulmarus glacialis (Northern fulmar)
Lineage: Eukaryota; Metazoa; Chordata; Aves; Procellariiformes; Procellariidae
Gene: ASB13
Product: ankyrin repeat and SOCS box containing 13
Exons: 5
Biological process (GO): protein ubiquitination; intracellular signal transduction; positive regulation of protein catabolic process
Molecular function (GO): protein binding
Source: RefSeq, a predicted model, not a curated record
GCUUCUGGGCCGAUCGAACACCAGUUCAUGAAGCAGCCAGGCGGGGAGAAAUCCUGCAGCUGCAGCAGCUGAUAGAGAGCGGAGCCUGCGUCAACGCGGUCACCUAUGACUCUAUCACCCCGUUGCACGAGGCGAGCCUGCGAGGGCAAACGCAGUGUGUCAAGCUCCUGCUGGCUGCAGGGGCCCAGGUGGAUGCCAGGAAUAUCGACGGCAGCACUCCGCUCUGCGAUGCCUGUGCCUCGGGUAGCAUAGAGUGUGUGAAAGUGCUGCUGUCCCACGGAGCCAAGGUGAACCCUCCCCUUUACACAGCGUCUCCUCUCCACGAAGCCUGCAUGAAUGGUAGCUCAGAGUGCGUGCAACUCCUCAUUGAGGUCGGUGCAAACUUGGAGGCUCACGACUGCCAUUUCGGGACGCCCCUACACGUGGCCUGUGCCAGGGAGCAUCUGGACUGCGCAAAGUUGCUGCUCAAGGCAGGGGCAAAUGUGAAUGCUGCUAAACUUCACGAGACAGCCCUCCAUCACGCAGCAAAAGUGAAAAACGUAGAUCUGGUGGAGAUGCUGAUUGAAUUUGGAGGAAACAUUUAUGCAAGGGACAACCGAGGAAAGAAGCCAUCGGAUUACACCUGGAGCAGUAGUCCCACAGCAAAGUGCUUUGAGUACUAUGAAAAAACGCCUCUGAGUUUGUCGCAGCUUUGCAGAGUUACAGUGAGGAAAGCUGCCGGGCAGCGAGCACUGGAGAAGAUUUCCAAGCUAAAUAUUCCUCCGCGAUUAAUCCAGUACCUGUCCUACAACUGACAGGGGCGAAGGUGGCCGGGAAGGACGAUAUCUUUAGUU